Molecule: messenger RNA, 2458 nt
Organism: Cynoglossus semilaevis (tongue sole)
Lineage: Eukaryota; Metazoa; Chordata; Actinopteri; Pleuronectiformes; Cynoglossidae
Product: olfactory receptor 10A3-like
Exons: 1
Coding region: 870-1823 (317 amino acids)
Biological process (GO): detection of chemical stimulus involved in sensory perception of smell; G protein-coupled receptor signaling pathway
Cellular component (GO): membrane
Molecular function (GO): odorant binding; olfactory receptor activity; G protein-coupled receptor activity
Source: RefSeq, a predicted model, not a curated record
CAUAGUAAAAUACAAGUAUACAAGUCAAAUGUCCAACUGGUAAAUAGCCUCCAAGAACGAAAAACAAUUUAGUUGAAUUUAAAUGAAUCAUUCUUACGUUACAAAAACAUUUCUUGCCUUAAAAUGAAACAAGUUUUUCUUUCUUUUCAAGAGCUUCAUCAGAACUCAUGGCUAAUUCCCUCUGCUCUGUAAAUUUUGACACCUGAGUUUGGUUUUAUAGCUUUUGAGAUCAGAGUCUGAGGUCACUUCACAGACACACCUCUGUCGUGUCACCGAAAAGCCACUAGAGGCACUAGAGGCACAACAACAAGUAAAGGUUUUCAAUACAAAAUCCACCAAAUAGUCUGUGGUCCACUUCCAUCCCAGGAGCCAGUGGUAAUAUUGUUGAUGAUUAUAAGUACUACACUGACAAUAAAUCCGACUGGGCUUAGAAAAGUGAAACCCUUAAAAGUUUUUAGACUGGGGAUUAACAUAGUCUAAACUAUGGAGACUUUAAACAGUUCACAGGUGGUCUACUCAAAGGCCUGCUACACAGGAACCAGGUUUAACUCUGGACUGUUCUCUAGUCAAUCACAGUAAGACGUAACAUUGAUAAACAGAGUGAAGUUCACACAUUGUCUGUGAUAUUUGGCACAAAUCUACUUCCAUAGUCACAGUCCAAGUUUCCAGGAGUGUGUGAUGUAACUGUUGAGUUCUGAGUGGAUACAGAGGAGUGGCUUUGGAGGAUGAAGAGGACAUGACCUCAGCUUCUUCUCUCUAGGGGUAUAAAACCAGACUAAAACACCAGAACCUGCAGAACAGGGUGGGUUCUCGUCACCUGGUUAUUUGGUGUAGGUUCAGUGAUGUCAUUUAUACUGUGAACAGUGAUUAUGUUCAAUUCAACUGGAUCUUUUUUUGUCCUGGGAGGCUAUUUACCAUUUGGUCAUUUGAAUUACUUGUAUUUUACAAUACUUGCAAUGAUCUACACGUCAAUAGUUGUUUCUAACACGUGUGUGAUUGUUGUCAUCUGUAUGAACAGGAGUCUACAUGAACCUAUGUACCUGUUCCUGUGCAGCCUGUUUGUUAAUGAACUGUAUGGAUCCACAGCUUUGUUUCCAUUUCUACUGAUCCAAGUUCUCUCUGAUGUUCACACUGUUCCUCGCUCCCUCUGUUUCCUGCAGGUUUUCUGUAUCCACACUUAUGGUAACAUAGAAAUAUGUAACUUAGCUGUGAUGUCCUAUGACAGGUAUGUAGCCAUUUGUUGUCCUCUGCAGUAUAACAGACGUAUGACCACUCUCAGAGCCUUGGUUUUCAUCACUGUUGUAUGGUUGUACUGUUUUGUCAGGGUUUUAAUCACAGUGGCUUUAAACUUGCGUCUGACGCUCUGUGGAAACUUUAUUGACAAAGUGCGUUGUGCUAAUUACCCCAUUGUUAAACUGGCCUGUUCUGACACCACAGUCAACAACAUCUAUGGUCUGUUUGGUACCGUCCUCUCAGUGGUCCUGCCUCUGUUCCCCAUGCUGUUCUCCUACCUGAGGAUUUUUAAAGUCUGUUUUUCUGGUAGUAAACAGACCAGACAGAAGGCUCUCAGCACCUGCUCUCCUCAGCUGGUCUCACUCGUCAACUUCUCCUUUGGUUGUUUUUUCGAAAUUGUUCAGAACAGGUUUGAGAUGAGAGCUGUUCCCAAAACUCUGAAAAUCUUCUUGUCUCUUUAUAUCCUCAUCAUCCAGCCAAUUCUGAAUCCUUUAUUGUUUGGAUUACAGAUGAGCAAAAUAAGAAAGUCCUGUAAACAUCUCUUCACUCAUAAAAAUAAAGUGACCUGUCACAUACAUCUGAAAAAGUGAGUCGGUCUUUGUAAUGUGUCAACUACAAAUGUUCCAGUCUCAUGUUCACUGCAUGAAGAUGUAUCACACAUUAAAAUACAGUAUGUGUAUUUAUCUGAGUAAAUGUAUGUUCUUAUUCAUAAGAGCCAUCAAACUAUUACAAUUUCAAUCUGAAUAACCAGCUCAUGAUUAAUUAUGAUUAUCACUGGAACAGACAGACCGAUAUCAGCAGGUAGAGGUCAGUGUUUCCCAUCUGUUUUUAUCUGUGAUUCAUCCAAAUGAUAGAGUUAUAAAUCUGGACAAAGGUCCAUAAAAGUCUCCAACAGUCUCAGUGAAAAUGUCUCUGGACUGAAGUCCAGACGUCUACAGUCCUGAAAAAUAACUGACACUGUUGUGUCAGUCAGGCUGCUCACAAGGCGGGCCGCUGACCUGAGGUUGAGGCACCCACCAACACAGUUGAUAAUGGGAUGUUAAGCUAAAAAUGUUUACGACAGUUGCAUUGGUGGAGGGUGGAACAGUUGGAUAUACAGUCCUAUGUGUCAAAAAUGUUAAUUUUAUAACCUUAAUUAUAAUUAAUUAUUUAAUACAAUAACAAGUUUAAUUUUGACAGCCCUUGAUUUAACGACCAAGGUUUGCCAGAAAAAAAAUGUUGUUAU